Messenger RNA from Ananas comosus (pineapple), 1720 nucleotides. Its product is annotated as sugar transporter ERD6-like 16. Bases 177 to 1583 code for a protein of 468 amino acids. The record is from RefSeq and is a predicted model, not a curated record. Gene Ontology annotation, cellular component: membrane. NCBI's taxonomy places the organism in Eukaryota, Viridiplantae, Streptophyta, Magnoliopsida, Poales, Bromeliaceae. Gene Ontology annotation, molecular function: sugar transmembrane transporter activity. Gene Ontology annotation, biological process: transmembrane transport; carbohydrate transport. The transcript has 18 exons.
UAGGCCACGUGACUAACUCCUUAUAAGAGAGAGAGAGAAAAAGGAGAGCAAAUAAAGGAUCGUCUUUUUUUUUCUUUCUUUUUUUUUUUGGGUUCAAUAACCACUGUAAUAUAACUAGGAAGGAGAAACAAAAAGAGAGAGAUAAAAAAAGACGCGAGGGAAGCAGUCAUACGUGCAUGGCAAAUAUCAGAGAGUACGAGAAUGGUGGUGGGAGGGAGCCGCUCAUCGGCGGCAGGCUGCCGCGCAGCGAGGAGUCCAUCUCCAUGGUUCUGUUCAGCACUGCCGUCGCCGUCUGUGGUUCUUUCGUCUUCGGCGUUGCUGUAGGAUAUUCUGCACCAACUCAAGCCAAACUAAGGGAAGAUCUCAAUCUUUCUCUUUCAGAGUUUUCAGUUUUCGGCUCGAUAGUGACGAUCGGUGCAAUGAUCGGAGCGAUUGCGAGCGGACGUAUCUCCGAUUACAUCGGCCGUAAAGGAGCAAUGAGGCUGUCAGCUGUAGUCUGCAUUGUUGGAUGGCUCGCCAUCUACUUUGCGCAGGGUGCUAUAUCACUCGAUGUCGGCCGAUUCUCCACAGGAUAUGGCAUUGGAGUAUUUUCCUACGUGGUUCCAGUUUUUAUAGCAGAGAUUGCACCGAAGACUCUCCGCGGAGGGCUUACAACAAUAAACCAGCUUUUGAUUUGCACAGGACUAUCCGCAGCUUACAUAAUUGGUACAGUUGUCACAUGGCGCACACUGGCCCUAGCCGGAGUAAUCCCUUGCCUAGUUCUGCUUGUGGGCCUAGCAUUCAUUCCUGAGUCUCCUCGAUGGCUGGCAAAGGUGGGCCGCCAAAAGGAGUUUGAAGUUGCGUUACGAUGUCUACGUGGGAAAGACGCAGAUAUCACUCAGGAAGCAGCAGAAAUUCAAGAAUUUAUUGAAACUCUCCAAAGCCUCCCAAGGGCGAGGAUUCAGGAUCUAUUCGAAAGGACAUACAUUCGUCCCGUUAUAGUCGGCGUCGGCCUAAUGGCAUUUCAACAAUUUGGCGGAAUCAAUGGAAUUAUAUUUUACGCAAGUGAAACUUUUGUAUCGGCUGGAUUCGCUUCAGGAAGCCUUGGAACCAUAUUGAUGGGAUGUGUUCAGGUUCCCAUAACAGCAUUUGGUGCAUUACUAAUGGAUAGGAGCGGAAGAAGGCCUCUUCUGAUGGUCUCUUCGUCGGGUUUAUUUUUAGGAUCAUCUAUUACUGCCGUAUCAUUCUAUCUAAAGAGCCACGGAAUUUACAUGGAUUCAGUUCCAAUUGUCGCACUUUGCGGCAUAUUGGUUUAUAUUGGGUCUUUUUCAAUAGGAAUGGGAGCCAUUCCUUGGGUUAUGAUGUCUGAGAUAUUCCCCAUCAACAUAAAAGGAAUUGGUGGUAGUUUGGUGACUUUAGUGAACUGGUUUGGCUCCUGGGCUGUUUCUUUUGCCUUCAACUUUCUCAUGAGCUGGAGUUCUACAGGUACUUUUGUCCUCUUCUCGAUGAUAUGCGCUACAGGUGUUUUGUUUGUUGCGAAGGUCGUACCAGAAACUAAAGGUCGAACAUUGGAAGAGAUUCAAGCUUCCUUAAAUGCUCACUGAUGAAACAUUCAAUGAGAAAAAAGAAUUAAAAGGUUAGAAAAGAACAAGUUGCGGAAAAUAAACAGGUUAAUUAUUUAGGCUUUUUAGGUAAUUUUAAUAAUCCAUUUGGAUGGAGAGAAUAGGAGAGAAAAGGGAAG